Molecule: messenger RNA, 2097 nt
Organism: Solanum dulcamara
Lineage: Eukaryota; Viridiplantae; Streptophyta; Magnoliopsida; Solanales; Solanaceae
Exons: 9
Coding region: 1-2097 (698 amino acids)
Biological process (GO): proteolysis
Molecular function (GO): cysteine-type peptidase activity
Source: RefSeq, a predicted model, not a curated record
AUGGAAUCUAUUGUCAUUCAUGGCAGUCAACAGAAACCUGAAGCUUCAACAUCAGCUGUCAAGGUCAAUUUCAGAAAACCUUAUGAAGUCCCCGAAUUUGAGGACUUUUCAACAACACCACCCACAGAAUUAUUAAAAAGAUCCAGUCAUCUCGCUGAUACAUCUUCUCCACCUCUUUUCAAAAGAAUGAAGACUUUCCCUACUAAAGAGCCAAUUCAAGUAGAAACAGCCAACAUCCAUAAAGAUUUCAUACCACCAAAUGAAUCAGAAAAGCUUGUUUCUCCUGACAAUGUACCAGCGGCGAAGUCAGCGGUUGAUCGAAAGUUCAAGCGUUUGGAGAAUAAAAUUGAUUCAAAUCAUAUUGAUCUUUUGAAAGCCAUCGACAGUAUAGCGAACCGAAUGACUGGCACAUCAUCUCAACUUAAAACAGGUGAUUUUGAUCAAACAUUCCAUGUGGUUGAACAACAACAAGCACCUACUGGAUUGGAGGUGCACAAUUUUGCAAAUAAAUUUGACCCACCCCAACAAAAUGACCAAUCUAAUGUCCAGGAAAAUAUUAAGGGACUUAAACCAUCCACCAUGAUAAAACAGGUGGACAAUAUAUCAGAACAAAAUAUUUCAUCAGAUGUUCCAGAAUCAUUUGAUCAGCAGAUUUCUUCUGAUACAUUAAAGGAAGAUGAACCAUCCGUCAAGAUACAAAAGGUGGAUGAUAUAUCAGAACAUAACAUUGUAGCAGAUGAUAACACUACAAAGAAAGAUGGAAGAGUAGCCGUUGAUAAAACUGACAAUGUAGGAGAGCAAGUUGAGGAGAUUGAAAAAGAAAAAAUCAAACCAAGCACAUCGAAAUCCAAUACUUCAGCACCAUUUUCGACCGAAACUCUGGAUAUGAUAGAUGCUCUAAUAUACGGACUUCCAUUACCAGCCAUGCCAUUGACCGCUGUUAGUCAUGAGCAAGUAGUUCAGGAUGAAUGUCUAUUACGUGAUAGCCAGCUACCAACCACUCUUCCAUCAAAAUCCAAUGUAUUGUCUGACGAUGCGAAGACACCAUUUCGAAGAAGCAGGAUUCCUUCGAAGAUCUUACAAUCGCCGUAUCUUUCAAACUUUGGGUCGAGUGAAAAGGGUAAGGAAAAAUUGUCAUCUGUUAUGCAUCAGACACACCCUUUUGAAGGUUUUGGUAUAUGCUAUCAUCCCCCAUCCGAGCUUUUCACAGACUACUCUCAAUGGAUAGAUAAAGGACUACUAAAAUCGCAUGGCAACAAGAAACCGAAGAAGGAUCAUUACAGAUCUAAGUGCUUUUCAUUCGGCUUUGAAAAAAUGGACUUUAUAGUGGCAUUUCUUAAACAUAAGAACUGGUUCUACCUAAUGUCACAGCCGAACAGAUGCUGGAACGAUGAGUUGAGCAAUCAGUAUCGAUACACAACGACAAACUGCAUUUUCAAAAUUUACAUUGAAUAUGCACACACACGCUACUAUCACAUUCCACCUGACAUUUCUAUCCAAGAAGAUAUGGCAAAGGCCACUGUUACAGCUCAUCAUGAGAGAUCUGUGAAGAACAUAAUAAGAGGUUUCUCAAUACCAGCCGGGGAUUUUCAUUGGGUUCUUGCGGUAGUUGUGUUGAAAAAGAGGUUGAUACGUGUGUAUGAUUCAUCGCCUAGACGAAGAAGUAGCAACCCUUCCCUAGAGAUCCAAAAGAUAGCAGCAAUGCUACCAACAUACCUGCAAGACAGUGGUUUCUUUGACAACAACGAACGUACUGAUUGGUCGUCGCUUGAUUCAUACAAGGACAAAUCAACCGCUAACAUGCUUGAACCACAUCACCCAUUUGCAGUUGAAUAUGUUGAAGGAAUUGCGCAACAGGGAAGUGACAGCUUGGAUUGUGGAGUUUUCCUGGCCAUUUUUGCUGAAUAUCUUAGUGAUGGAAUUUCUAUUCCAAAUACUGGACUAAACGUCGAAUUCUUCCGUUCAAGAUAUGCCGCACUCUUGUGGAGAUAUGGUUGUCAAAAGGCCAUGGAUGGUUAUGUUAGCGAUAACGAUGAUCCAAAAAAAGCUAGGAGAGAUAUCUCUCCAAGCCAAGGAGAACUGAUUGAUGUCCAAUAG